Acanthochromis polyacanthus (spiny chromis) is the source of this 3903-nucleotide messenger RNA. RefSeq names its product protein phosphatase, EF-hand calcium binding domain 1 (gene ppef1). Lineage: Eukaryota; Metazoa; Chordata; Actinopteri; Pomacentridae. The transcript has 19 exons. The record is from RefSeq and is a predicted model, not a curated record. Gene Ontology annotation, molecular function: protein serine/threonine phosphatase activity; manganese ion binding; calcium ion binding. Gene Ontology annotation, cellular component: nucleus; cytosol. Bases 390 to 2717 code for a protein of 775 amino acids. Gene Ontology annotation, biological process: detection of stimulus involved in sensory perception.
UCAGGGGGGACAACAGAAGGGGGAGACAGCAGCCCUCCUCCCUCCCACUCACUUCUCUCUGGGUUUGGUUUGGAUCCACCUGAUGCUUCCUCCUCCUCCAUUCAGCUCUGCGCCUCCAGCAGCAGCAGCUUCUCCAGGAACGAUCCACCGCCUCUUUAUCAGUCAAAUAUCUCUUAUAAGUUACUGAAGGAGGGAAAUGUUUGAAGUUUCGAUGCGAGUCUUUGUGUCUCAGAUGAGCUCCACGUCCCGUUCAUGAUUUCCGCACUCCAGAUUUCUGCAUUUCAGGCUGCAGGUUGGAACCAGUGGAGCUGAUUUACUGACUGAUGCGUAAAGUAGAGCCCGUCGCUGGAAUAUGAUGCGGAGAGAGAAGGCGUUCUUGCAGAAGUCCCAUGCGACCAAGCAGAUGUGACCCCUGGACCUUUCUGCUGGGCAUCAUGGGAUGUGGCACCUCAGUCGCCACGGAAACGCAAGGGAAAAGAGUGGAAAGAGUAUUCUCCCUCACAGAUGAAGCAGUCCAGGCUCCCAGUCCUGCUCUGACCAUGAAGGCAGCUGUUCUGAUCCAGCGAUGGUACCGGCGCUACAUGGCCCGACUGGAGAUGAGACGCAGAUACACCUGGAACAUCUUUCAGUCGAUUGAAUACGCCGGUGAACAAGACCAGCUACAGCUUUCGAGUUUCUUCAGUUUCAUGCUGGACAACUUCACUCAGCUGAACGGAAACGGACCAGACCUGAUCUCCCAGCUGCUGGACCCGGUGAUCGACCCCUGGUUAGACAGAGAGAUCUGCUACAGCCUGAUCCCCGUCCCAGAGUCUUAUUCUGGACCCCGACUGUCAUUUCCCCUCUCUGUGUCUGACACAAACGCUCUCCUCACUGCUUUUAAGGAACAGCAGACUCUGCAUGCCAGAUACGUCCUGCAGCUGCUGUACGAGACCAAAAAGCUCCUCAAACAAAUGCCAAACAUCAUCCACCUGUCAACAUCCUGCACCAAAGAGAUCACUAUAUGUGGUGAUCUGCAUGGCCGGCUUGAUGACCUGCUACUCAUAUUUUAUAAGAAUGGCCUUCCCUCUGCAGAGACGCCAUACGUGUUUAACGGGGAUUUUGUGGAUCGCGGGAGGAAGUCGGUAGAAGUGGUCAUCCUCCUGUUCGCCUACCUGCUGCUUUACCCAGACAGCAUGCACCUGAACCGAGGAAACCACGAAGACUACAUAAUGAACCUCAGAUAUGGCUUUACAAAGGAAGUCAUGCAGAAAUAUAAGACUCAUGGCCAGGAGAUCCUCCAGCUGUUUCAGGAUGUUUUCAGCCUUUUGCCGGUCGCGACGGUCAUCGAUGGAAAGAUCCUGAUCGUUCAUGGAGGGAUUUCAGACCAGACUGACCUGGAUUUCCUCAGCUCCAUAGAGAGACACAAGGUGAAAUCUGCCCUGAGAUUUCCCAAACGCAGUUUGGAGCAGCUGGACAUCGGUCAGUCCUGCAGACUCACCAAAAGACUGAGAUCAACAGACGGAUCUCGUCCCAGCAGCAGUCGAAGCCACAGCAAGAACCAAAGAACCCCAAGGCAGAGGAAGAGGCGAUGCGGGCUCAGCCGACAAGACAGCGUUGCCUCCACUUCUUCCUCCUCCUCCUCAUCAUCCUCCUCUUCCUCUUCGCUCUGCUCUCCUCGAACUCCCUCCUGCAUCUCACCUCGUCCUUGUCCGUCUUCUCCCUGCAUUCCUUAUUCCAUCAACGUCCUGCAAGUGCCUUUCCUGGAUUCUCUCACCUCUGUUCCCCUUCCGUCGCCUCCACAAAACGAACAGGAGUGGAAACAGCAGAUCGUGGAUGUUUUGUGGAGCGAUCCCAAGAUCCAAGAAGGCUGCAGCCCCAACACAUUCAGAGGCGGAGGAUGUUACUUCGGCCCUGACGUCACGCAGAGGCUGCUGCUCCAACACGGACUCCAGCUGCUGAUCCGCUCCCAUGAGUGCAAACAGGAGGGAUAUGAGCUCUGUCAUGGCGGACAGGUGAUCACCAUCUUUUCAGCAUCAAACUAUUAUGAGGAGGGAAGCAACCGUGGCGCUUACAUCAAAGUGGGCAGAGAGCUGGUUCCCCGCUUCUACCAGUACCAAGUCAGCCGCACAACUCGCAAACUCACCCUGACGCAGAGAGUACGAGCGGCUGAAGGUUCUGCUCUCAGAGCCUUAAAGGAGAAGCUGUUUGCCCAUCGCUCUGAGCUGAUGUGUGGCUUCCAGGAGUACGACCAGAAUUACACUGGCAGAGUGUCGGUCAGUGAGUGGGCUCUGGUGUUGGAGGCUGUGCUGAGGCUGGACCUGCCCUGGAGGACGCUUCGUCCACAUUUAGCCCGACUGGCACCAGAUGGCAGCGUGGAGUACCAGUCCUGCUUCGAAGACAUGGGACCAGGAAUUCCUCUACCUCAGGUGACUCCAAACUUGGCUGAAACUCUGUUCAGGUACCGGACAGACAUUGAGAUCAUAUUCAAUAUCAUAGACAAAGAUCACUCAGGUCUCAUCUCCAUCGAAGAGUUUCGUCACACCUGGCGUCUUUUCAGUGCUCACUUGGGGGUUGCCAUUGACGACAGCGCCAUCGACGACUUGGCCCGAAGCAUCGACUUCAACAAGGACGGCAGCAUAGACUUCACCGAGUUCCUGGAGGCCUUCAGAGUGGUGCACAAACUGGACAGCAAGGAUCCGCAGCUGAGUGAGAAGAUGAGUCGAAAGACGUAUUCAUGAAGGAAACAAUCCGAGUAUUAAAUAAUGGAAGACGGAAAGUAGAAAAGCACAGAGAAGAUUAAAUACCUUUUUGUUUUUUAAUCGUUAAAGGGAAAUUACCCCUGUAAACACUUGAUAACUAUAAAAUUACAGAUGAUUUGAAGCACCUUGUACUUUGUUUAUUGGUGCAUUUUGUCAAUUGUUGUGCUUUUAGCCUUGCUAAAUCGAUAAUCAGUAGGUUGGUUUCUACGUGAAAUGAAUGUCUUUCCAAGUAGCACUAUCAGCUGGUUUUUGGGUCUUUGAAAACAUCCUUCUUGGAUUAUCAUUGAAAUUGGUAGCAUUUUCAAGAAACGUGUUGGCAGAACAUAGAUGUGCUGGACGUAGAGGUGCGUAGGAUGCCAAACCCACACAAUGUAGGAAGUUUAUCCUUAAAAAGUGCUAGAAAAUGUCCACUAUAGUAUGAAGCAGGUCUUUAGACGAGGUACAACUUGAUUUAGUGCAGAUGUCGCUUCUCAGAGCAGCAAAGUACUAGUCCCUCUUACAAAUUUACCUCGUAUUAACUUCAAUUCUUUUCUUUUUUCUUGAAUAUUUUCCACCUUUUAUUAGACGGUACAGUGGAGAAACGGAGUAACUGUCAUAGAUCGAUGAAUAAAGGAUUAAAAUGGAGGUAACUUUAAGUAGAAAGAAAGCAAAGAGGUGAACUUUAAUCAAAAAGCUGAUACAAAACAACACACAAUCCAUGUCAAAAGCACAUGGAGCUGGUGAAGAGUAACCAAAAAAAUCUGGAAGGUCAGUAUCUUAUUGUAUGUGUUAUGAAAUUUUUCUUCUGUUACCAGUGUUAAUGUUAACAGAAAAUGUAAGCAAAAUUGACCAAUUAUUGUAUGUUAUAUUUGCUUAAGAAUGCACGACAGUAACAUUGAAAUGGAUGAGUUUUAUUUACCGUCCUCCCUUUUUUACGGCGAUUUUUACACCUUUAACUGUGACCUCAGUAAUAAACACAUUUAUUUUACACAUUUCUCACAACUCCAACAAAAAUUAAACAUUAUACCCACCAUAAAUGUAGAAUAAAUGAUAGAACCGCUUUAUUUGAUUGCACUAGAUUCUACAGAUGCACCUAAUAAAGUACUGAUGACCCAAACUAGAAACACACUGCUGCAAUGUGUUCGUGUUCCCCAAAAAGGAAUAAAAUGCCCUUUUUCGCAACAAA